Molecule: messenger RNA, 981 nt
Organism: Vicia faba (fava bean)
Lineage: Eukaryota; Viridiplantae; Streptophyta; Magnoliopsida; Fabales; Fabaceae
Source: the annotation of a GenBank genome assembly
AUGUCCUCCUCCAACGACCUUCGCUCCCAAGCCGAAAAUAUCUUCAACCUAUGCAAACAAACCUACCCCGAUUCCCUAAUCCUCAAACUCGCCCAACUUCUCCACACUUCCCCGAACCCUGAAACCCGCACCAUUUCCACAAUCCUCCUCCGCCGCCACCUCACGCGCCACCACGACGACUCCUUCAUCUACCCACACCUAACCGCCUCCACUCAAUCCACUCUCCGUUCCCUCCUCCUCUCCUCUCUCCAUCAAGAGCCUGUCAAAUCCAUUGCUAAGAAGCUAUGCGACACGGUUUCUGAACUUGCUUCUGCACUUCUCUCCGAAGACCUUGCUUCGUGGCCUGACCUACUCCCGCUUCUCUUCCAGUUGUUUACUUCACCUGACGCUAGGCUUCAGGAGAUUUCGCUACUUGUGUUUGCUCAAUUGGCUCAUUACAUAGGUGAAACCCUAAUUCCUCAAUUGUCUACUAUUCACUCUGUUUUCCUCCGCAGCCUUAGCGCUGCUACAUCGUCAUCAGAUGUCCGCAUCGCUGCUCUUGCUGCCAGCAUCAAUUUUGUUCAGUGUCUCUCCAAUCCCUCUAACCGUGACAGGAUUGAAGAAGCUGAAGCACAGUGUGCUUUGUUGAACUCUGAAUCAUUAUGCGAGAUGGUGGAUAUGUUGUAUGUUAUAAGAUGGCAGAGAUUGAAAAUAAACUUGGAUUGGGACGGGAUUCAUUGUGACUAUCAUCAAGGAGUCCACGAUUCGAACUUCAAACCCUUCAAAUUGGUUUUUACGACCAAGAUAUGCAAUGGAACCGAAGCCGACGAAGAGGAGGCUUUUUCCGGUUUUCUAUUUGGCACGAGAUCGGCUUCAGGUGAUUACGGGCAAAGCUUUUGCAGGUCACAGUUUGUGAAGGUGGAUGUAGCAGAGGAUGGAAGACUAACUGAAGGGCUUCCGAGAGUUACCGAUGAUGAUGGGGAUGGUAUCUCAUUGCCAUGA